Armigeres subalbatus is the source of this 1441-nucleotide messenger RNA. Its product is annotated as palmitoyltransferase ZDHHC16. NCBI's taxonomy places the organism in Eukaryota, Metazoa, Arthropoda, Insecta, Diptera, Culicidae. The transcript is spliced from 6 exons. Gene Ontology annotation, cellular component: Golgi apparatus. Bases 165 to 1316 code for a protein of 383 amino acids. The record is from RefSeq and is a predicted model, not a curated record. Gene Ontology annotation, molecular function: palmitoyltransferase activity. Gene Ontology annotation, biological process: protein palmitoylation.
AAGUCUUUUCUUCUGUAGUUGCGAUUGCCGUUUUGUACAUUAGUGCAAAUAGUACGAAAAUGAAUCUUAAUUUGGUACAUUGCUCAUCGAAAUACAAAUGUUAAUGUUAAGCUCAUGGUCCAGGUAGUGAAGACGUGAAAAAGUCCAGUCGUAGUGCAGAAAUAAUGAGCCGAAUCCAGUGGCGUCUCCGGGAGUUUCCAAAGAAAUUGGCAAACUGUGUCCGUUUCCGGUAUCACUAUUUGGUCAGAUGCAUCCGCUCUCUAUCGUACAAUCACCACAUGAGUCAGUCGUACGCGACCGACGUCUGUCUGGAACCAAUCUUCUGGUUUGUGGAUAACUUUACCCAUCUCCUUGGACCGUUUUUCGUGUUUGCCGUGGUUUGCCUAACGGCGGCGGUGGUCAUUAUUUGCUACUGGAUUGGACUGCCCUACUGGUGGAACAAAAGUCCAAGCACGACAUACUUCCUGCUUCUGGUGGGAAACUGGCUGCUAGUGAAUGUGUCGUACAAUUUCUACAAAGCGGCUGCUACCUCACCUGGAAGUCCACCGGAGAAGGAACUGAUUAUAGAGGCUGUGAGUAUCUGCAAGAAAUGUAUUGCCCCGAAGCCCCCUCGGACGCAUCACUGUUCGGUUUGCAACAGAUGUGUCCUGAAGAUGGACCACCACUGUCCUUGGCUCAACAAUUGCGUUGGAUAUGCAAACCAUCGGUACUUUUUCCUUUACAUGCUCUACACGACGGUAGGGGUGUUGUUUAUAAUUGUGUUUGGUUUUGAGCUUGGGUACAACGUGCUGAUCGUGGGAGAUGGAGAGGGAUGGAACGAAAUAGAACCAUUACAUGGCCAUCCGGUUCGAUUUAAUUUAUCUGGGCAUAUUAUUCCAGUGACCGAAAUGAACGAUUACGUGGACGAUGGGCUUGCUCCCGCAGAACACGAUCUUCCCGUUCCCCAGGAGUACAGCAGUAAUGCAGCAAAGCACCGAGCAAUUAUAUUCAUGGCCCUCAUCAACGUUGCUACCUUAUUUGCCCUGGGGGCUCUCACCUCGUGGCACAGUACCCUGAUUACGCGGGGAGAAACCAGUAUUGAAGCGCACAUCAAUAAGUCCGAAACGAAGCGGCUCUCUGCGCUAGGAAAAACCUACCAAAAUCCGUACGACUUUGGCCCCCGGAGGAACUGGAGACUUUUCCUGGGAUUGGUGCGAAAGCGAACCUGGUGGCGUCAUAUUUUGCUUCCAUCGGGUCAUAAAGCAGAAGGAAAUGGUCUCAUCUGGCUUACGGUCAACGAUUUCGUAGCCAUUGGCGAGGACGACGAAUGGCCGUAGCUUAUUACUAGAUUUAGGUAUAUUGCGUGAUAUUCAAAUAAUUCCAGUUUACAAUCGACUAGUCAUACCACCCAAAAGGCUAUGCAUUUCUUAUUAUUAAUAGAGGUGAGUAACAUUUGCCAGAA